Messenger RNA from Salvelinus sp. IW2-2015, 9822 nucleotides. The record is from RefSeq and is a predicted model, not a curated record. Lineage: Eukaryota; Metazoa; Chordata; Actinopteri; Salmoniformes; Salmonidae.
ACUGGGCCUUCGGUCUGUUUUCAGUAGUCGGAGAGGAAGAAAAAUGGCGGCUGCGACCGAUCAGAAGCGGGACGCCAACUAUUCGUUUUGAGCUUUCUCACGUAAACCGAGACCGGGGCUUUACGGGACUACUUCUUUGGAAUCUACGCAAAUCAAGCUUUCUGGCGGUACCCGUUUUUCUKGKUUCUGUGAAGGCUAAAUAAACGCAGAAAUUGAAAUWGAAAAUAAUAGCUUUUAUAUAUAAUGAGGGGGAAAAGAGGCAGGCCGCCCAAAACCCUGCGGAUGCAGGAGCCUUCAUCCGAGCCGGAGCGUGGCUUGAGACCCAGGAGGGAGUUGAGGGCAAAGGGGAGAGGUAGUGCCGAGGUCGAUUUUGAGAGUCCCAAGAGGGGAAAUAACUCUUCRUCKAGGGGCAGRAGRAAAGUGGGAUCAUCUCGCGGUAGGGGAAGAGGCAGAGGUGGUGGUGGCAGAGGUACUAGGGGCAGACGGUCAAUCGCUAGAUCUGUGGUUUAUGAUGAUCAUGAAAGUGAUGAAGAUGAUGAUGCUGUGAGUUUGAGAUCUGAGGAGGACGAGUURAUAGAGGAAGAGACGAUAACAGACGAGGAAGAAGAGGCCCUCAACGAGGAGUCAGACCCGCUUGAGGAAAUACUCGAGGAGGAUGAUGAUGCCAGCUACUGUACUGAAAGCAGCUUUCGGAGUCAGAGCACUCAUGGCAGCACUCCGGGGCGGAAGAGGACGCGGGUGCACUGCCCUCGCUCGCCCAUCUUUGAGGAAAAGGAGAUCCCUCCUCUGGAGCUGCCCAGAACCUCUAAGGACCUCACGGUGCCCAGCGAGGAACUGCUCAACGUGUCCUCCAUCUACGAGGUCCUGCGCAACUUCAGCACGGUGCUGCGGCUCUCUCCCUUCCGCUUUGAGGACUUCUGUGCUGCGCUGGUAGGCCAGGAGCAGUGCACGCUGAUGGCAGAGACCCACACAGCCCUACUGAAGGCCAUCCUGCGUGAGGAAGACACCUCCAACACCACGUUCGGUCCUGCUGACCUCAAGGACAGCGUCAACUCCACCCUCUACUUCAUUGAUGGUAUGACGUGGCCCGAGGUGGUCCGUGCCUACUGCGAGAGCGACCAGGAGUACCAYCAUGUCCUGYCCUACCAGGAGGUGGAGGACUACCCCUACGGCCCUCUGGACAGUAAGAUCAAGGUGCUGCAGUUCUUGGUGGAUCAGUUCCUCACCACCAACAUCGCCCGYGAGGAGUUGAUGUCAGAGGGGGUGGUGCAGUAUGAUGACCACUGCAGGGUGUGCCACAGRUUGGGGGACCUGYUGUGCUGUGAGACCUGCUCUGCMGUCUACCAYCUGGAGUGUGUGAAGCCGCCGCUGGUGGAGGUGCCGGAGGACGAAUGGCAGUGUGAGAUCUGCGUGGCACACAAGGUGCCCGGGGUCACAGACUGUGUGACAGAGAUGCAGAAGAGCAAACCCUACAUCCGCCAGGAGCCCAUCGGCUACGACCGCCACCGGAGGCAAUACUGGUUCCUAAACCGAAGGAUAAUUGUUGAGGAGGACGGGGAGCAUGAGAAGAAGAAGAUCUGGUACUACAGCACAAAGGUCCAGCUGGGAGAACUGAUAGAGUGUCUAGACAAGGAGUACUGGGAAAACGACCUGUGUGCCGUCCUCGAGGAGAUGAGAGAGGAGGUGCACACUCACAUGGACAUCACUGAGGACCUCACCAACAAGGCCCGCGGCAACAACAAGGCCUUCCUCACGGCAGCCAACGAUGAGAUCCUGGAGCGUGUGCAGAGGCAGGAACGGCGAGCAGCGGAGCAGGCAGAGAAGGCCACUACAGACACCACCAAGAUAGAGGAAGAGACCCCCACACACUGCUCUCCACUACCAGACCACAGAGAGCUCCAAGACCCCGAGUAUAAAGAGGACGCAAGCUCACAAGGGAAGACUGGAGUUGCUCUUCUAUCAGUUGCAGCUCCCCCUGCUGGAGAAGAGAACACCACCGUCCACCUCCCUAAGCCUGGCUCGUCCACCCAGGACGGCACUCUCCCUAGACAUGAACCCCCUAAGCCUGCUGAGGUGUCCUGCUCUGCCGUCUCUGAGAGCAGGGAGAGUGGGGAGGCCUCCAUGGAGCCUGAGCAGGAGAGGCCAGAUGAUAAGCCUGUAGACUCAGAGUCCCGUGGAGAGGAGGACCCCUCUGCCCAGUGCCAGCCUACUCCUGCACCACAACACCCUGGAGACGAGAACAGCAACAGCAGCCACGUCUCAGCGCCUGGGGUCCUCAGGAGGCCUGAAGAGCCAAACCUCGCUGACAGGUCCUCUCAAUCCUCCAUCACCAGCCAGGACGACACGGGUGAAGGCAAGGAGAGUGGGAAUGGUGAGUGGUCAGUGUCUGGACGGACUAACAAUCGCAUAGUGACUCGUCUGCGUAACCCGGACAGCAAGCUGAGCCAGCAGAAGACCCAGGGAGAUGGCAGCCCUACACCCAGGGACAGCAAGGAGACAUCUCCCAGCUCUGAGAGUGAAGUGGCUCGUCUGGCUACUGUGAAGAAAGAAUUGACGGUGAAGGGCAACCUGAACAACUUCUUCAAGCUGGGCCAGGAGGGCAAGUUCCGAGUCUACCACAACCAGUUCAGCACCAACACACUGGGCCUCAACAAGCACCAGCAUCGUGAGGACCACGACAAGCGCCGCCACCUSUCCCAUAAGUUCAGCCUAACMCCCGCCGGGGAUUUYAAGUGGAACGGCUCCAUCCACGGCUCCAAGGUGCUGACCAUMUCCACCCUGCGGCUCACCAUCAUCCAGCUGGAGACCAAUGUCCCCGCCCCCUUCCUGCACCCAAACUGGGCCUCGCACAGGACAAACUGGAUUAAAGCGGUGCAGAUGUGCAGUAAGGCUCGGGAGUUUGCCUUGGCGCUGGCCAUCAUGGAGUGUGCCAUCAAACCAGUGGUCAUGCUGCCUGUCUGGAAAGAUGCRCUUGGACACACCAGGCUCCAUCGCAUGACCUCCAUGGAGCGGGAGGAGAAAGAGAAGGGGAAAAAGAGAGAGAAAAAACUGGAGGAUGAGGAGACUAUGCAGCAGGCCACCUGGGUGAAGUACACCAUCCCCAUCAAACACCAGGUGUGGAAGCAGAAGGGGGAGGAGUACAGAGUAACUGGGUAYGGGGGCUGGAGCUGGGUCAGUAAGACUCACGUCCAUCGCUUUGUUCCCAGGCUACCAGGGAACACCAACGUCAACUACCGCAAAGCACUCGAAGCAGCUAAAACUGGCAAAGAAAAUGCAACAUCCGGCCCAAACAAACUAAAAUGUUUGCCCAAAGCACCAACAAGCACGGAAACCCAGGCAAAAGAAGAGUCUACUCCAAUUACUGAAGAAAAAGACAAGGAGGAAACCUCCACCAUGGAGUCAUCUGGGAGCACUUCACCAGGAGAGGGGCAGACUCUGAAAGAGAAGGAAGAGAAAAAUAUCACAGAGAMGGUGGAGGAGAAGAAAGAUGAUCAGGUGGAGGAGAAGACWGAGGACAAGAUGGAUGUUGACYCYAGUCCACCAGACACCUGUCUCAGUGAGGAAAAAGAUAUAGUGGACAGCAAAUGCCCCCCAUCACUGACUGAUCCUGCUGUGAAGGAGGAGCCCGGGGAGGAAGAAGAACCUAAGCAGGAGGACUCUGAGGCCAAGCCACCUGUCCGCCCAUUCAACUGGGAUGUGGUGAACGUCAGCGAGGGCUUCCAGCUCCGUACGGCCUACAAGAAGAAGGUGAAGACGUCCAAGCUCGACGGGCUGCUGGAGCGCAGAGUGAAACAGUUCACCCUGGAGGAGAAGCAGAGGCUAGAGCGCCUCAAACAGCAGUCAGCCCUGGCCAAACACACAGUCUCCAAGGAGAAAGUUAAUACAGGGACUCCCACCACCAUCAAGACUGAAGCUUCUACAGCAGACAAGUUAGCAGUGACACCGUGCACUAGUCUGAAAGCUGAGGGACAAGCAGACUCAGUAGUUAAAGACACAAUUGUUAAAAGGCUUGACUUUGACCAGGAGCAGCCAGUGAAAUCCCAGCCCUCAGGAGAGACAGAUAAUCUAGACGUCAGAUUAGGCGCCACCUGUAAACCCCAGGCAGCAGGAGCCACAGGCCCCAACCUCAACACCACAGGUUUGGCCAACCAUGAGAGCAGCGUUCAGGGCAAUGGUGGGGAUGCGUUAUCUCAAACAGAGCUGAAUGGAGGCGCCCAGAAAAGCAUAGACCUCAACAACACAGUCAAUUUGACAUCUGUAGAAUCGGCUUUAGGUGCGGCUAAACCUCCCAGAGCAGAAGUGACGAUAGCAGGAGAAAACGGUAGGAAGCAAGGUUAUGAGGAGACAGAGCAAGGUAAUGGACAGAGGGAGAUAGAAAGCAUGGACGUAGAUCAAAGCAAACAACAUUUAGUGCAGGUGAACGGGAAAGACGCUGUUGACACCAAGGCUCCUGUAGACUCAAAGAUGCACUUAGACCUGGCCAACAAUGUGGACACCAAGGUCAUGCUCCAGACGUUAGAGGGUGAGAUCAAAACACUGCCAGUGAAGGAGCCUGUAAAAUCCAUUAUGAACGGUACUCUCUCUCAGGAAGGGUUAAAGGUCAACAACACUGUGUUAGCCACCAGCCCAGCCUUGGCGGACGUAGCGAGAAAGGUUGUGGUGUCCGAGCCUGACUAUCUGCCACCUCAGAAGGUUGCCAGACUGGAGAAUAAUGGCGACAGGGUGGCAGACUCCGUCACGUCGUCAAUGUUAGGGCCUCCCACUGGUGUUCCCACGGUAAGCAACAGCACCAAGUCUGAGCCAAUGGAGAUUGGGCAGACGGCAUCCAAUAAGAUCACCCCAUUUCCUAUCCCCACUGCAGAGGAGUCCAGCUUGAGUAACAACACCACAGAGAACAGCAGUAGCAGUACUGGGGUGCUGAAGACCAUCACCCAAGUCACCACAACCACUACUACCACCAUGUCAACAGAGUCUCGCACGGUGCAGAUAGCCGAGGUCUCCAGCAGCACUAAGCCUACAGUGACGCCUGCUGCAGAGAGCAGUGCUGUGUCCACCCUCACCACCAUGACCAAGACCACCGUCACCAGGGUCAGCUCCCCGACCCUCGGGGCCGCCGUCUCCGAGGAGACCAAGACUGUUGUCACUUCAACGUUGACAGAUGCCAAAUCUGGCCCCUCAGGCUCUUCAGUCACCUCCAUGACAGUCAGUAAGGAGUACUCCACCAGUGACCGUGUCCGGCUGCUAAAGUUCUCCCGCUCCAAGAAGACCCGCUCUGGCACGGCCCUCCCCUCUUACCGCAAGUUUGUCACCAAGAGUAGCAAGAAGAGCAUCUUUGUACUGCCUAAUGAUGACCUGAAGAAGCUGGCGAGGAGAGGGGGCAUCAGAGAGGUACCCAUCUUCAACUACAACGCCAAGCCAGCCCUGGACAUCUGGCCCUAUCCCUCCCCCAGACCCACCUUUGGAAUCACGUGGAGAUACCGUCUCCAGACUGUGAAGUCUCUGGCGGGGGUCAGUCUGAUGCUGCGGCUGCUCUGGGCCUGCCUGAGGUGGGAUGACAUGGCUGUCAAGCCCUCCCCUGCUGUAGGAACCACCCGCACAGAAUCCUCGGAGACGGCAAUCACCACAACAGAGAUCAUCAAGCGGCGAGAUGUGGGGCCGCACGGCAUCCGGUCUGAAUACUGCAUCAGGAAGAUCAUCUGCCCCGUUGGCGUUACCGAUGCUCCCAAAGAAACUCCCACUCCCCAGAGAAAAGGCCUGCGCUCCAGCGCUCUGAGGCCAAAGAAGCCUGAGCCGGCCAAGCAGACUGGACCAAUCGUCUUAGAGACGUGGGUGGCCGAGGAGGAGCUGGAGAUCUGGGAGAUCAGAGCCUUUUCAGAAAGGGUAGAGAGGGAGAAGGCCCAGGCUGCAGACCAGGCUAAGAAACGGUUGGAGCAACAGAAGCCUGGUGCCACCACCUCUACCUCCACCCCCACCAGCACCCCUACAACCUCAGCCUCUGGCACUCCGGCAUCCCUGACCAGCCAGGUCACCCCGGGGACUAAACUGGUCCUGGCCACCAAGCUGGGGACACCUGUCACAUUCCAGCAGAACAAGAACUUCCAUCAGUCGUUUGCUUCCUGGGUCAAGCAGGGCCAGGGUAGUCCAGGUAUGGUGCAAGUCCAGCAGAAUGUCCUGGGCAUUAUUCCAUCCAGUACCCCAGGCAACCAGCGGACCUACUCCUCAUUCCAGAACCGCAAYGCAACCAUCAACAUCAGACCCAACACCUCCACCUCAACCACCACUCAGCCGGUCAUUKCCACCGGAGCCCAGAUCCGUCCGGGCAUGWCGGUGAUCCGAUCRCCCCUGCAGCAGGGCACCACCAUGGGCAAAACCAUCAUCAGAACCCCCUUGAUGAUGCAACAAGGUAUUCUACCACAGCAGGUGGUGACUCAGAUCAUCCGGGGCCAACCUGUCUCCACAGCMRUUUCCAGUGCCAGCCCUGUGCAGACCAGCGCAGGCCAGAGGAUGCUGGGUGCCGCCCCGUCCCCCYGUCCUGUCACCCCUGCCYCCGGGCAGUCCCCAUCACCAUCCACCCCCCAAGGCGGCCGACCACAGCAGGGCCAGGUCAAACUCACCCUGGCCCAGCUCACCCAGCUAACGCAGGGGGCACAGGGAGGGAACCAGGGUCUCACAGUAGUAAUCCAGGGACAGGGCCAGACCACAGGCCAGCUGCAGGUCAUCCCCCAGGGGGUGACAGUCAUCCCAGGCCCUGGGCAGCAGCUCAUGCAGGCUGCCAUGCCCAACGGCCAGGUGCAGCGCUUCCUCUUCACCCCAGGGGCAACAGCCCAUGUCCCCAACCCCGCCACCACGACCAGUGCUGUUGUCACCCCCGUCACAGCCACCACAACAACACCCUCAGGGCCAGCACUGUCUCAGCCUCCGGUUCAGACUCCCGCCACCUCUCAAGCACCGGCACCACCAGUCCAGCCCCCUCAACAGGCUAUCGCUCGUGUCCAGCCCCCUCAACAGGCUAUCGCUCCAGUCCAGCCCCCUCAACAGGCUAUCGCUCCAGUCCAGCCUCCUCAACAGGCUAUCGCUCCUGUCCAGCCUCCUCAACAGGCUAUCGCUCCAGUCCAGCCCCUGCCCUCCGUUCCUGCCCCCCUCAGUGUCCACACUCAGACUCAACCCCCUCAGAUCAAGUCCACAUCCCCCUCCAGUCCCCACUGCUUACCCAUCCAGCAGAUAGCCCAGAUCCCAACUCUCCACAACCGGUCCAUAUAAGACUCUCUCGGUCUCCCCUCUUUGUCACCCAGGCCAGCAGUGAGGCCUAUCCAGGCCCAUGCUCAACUCCAGCCCCAGGUUCCGGCUCAGAUCAGGCCCCAGCAGCAGCUGCAGCUCCACCACCAACACCAGCUGAUCACAGUGCCGGGGCUGCAGCAGCAGGUCCAGGUGCUGGGCACCAUCCAGACCCACGUUGCGGCCCAGCUCCAGGCCCAGCAGGGUGGGGUGGUGCCCCAGCAGAUCAAGCUGCAGCUGCCUAUCCAGAUCCAGCAGGCAGGAGGCCAGGUGCAGGCCCACCAGAUCCAGAACGUGGUGACCAUCCAGACGGCCAGCGUGCAGGAACACCUGCAGAGGAUCCAGCAGCUCAGAGAGCAGCAGCAGAAGAAGAAGCAGCAGGAGGCCAAAAGGGAGCAGAGCCUGCAGGCCUCCAGCCCCAGCGACAUCAUCCAGAAACAGGUGGUGAUGAAGCAGAAUGCUGUGAUAGAAAAUCUGAAACAGAGGAAGACCAUGACUCCAGCAGAGCGGGAGGAGAACCAGAGAAUAAUCGUCUGCAACCAGGUUAUGAAGUUCAUCCUGGACAAGAUCGACAAGGAUGAGAAGCAGGCGGCUAAGAAGAGGAAGAAGGAGGAGUCUGUGGAGCAGAAACGCAGCAAGCAGAAUGCCRCCAAGCUCUCGGCUCUGCUCUUCAAGCACAAAGAGCAGCUCAAGGCUGAGAUCCUGAAGAAGAGGGCUCUACUGGACAAGGAGCUGCAGCUGGAGGUUCAGGAGGAGCUGAGGAGGGACAUCAGCAGGCUGAGGAAGGAGAAGGAGAAGGCCCAAGCUGCAGCCUCUCAGGCAGCUGCUGCUGCAGCCGCAGCCCAGGUGGCCUCAUCCCUCUCCCCCACCAUGGCCUCGCCCUCCUCCGCCCACAAACGCAAGAGGGACGACGAGAGGGACUCGUCCUCCGCCAAGCCCAAGAAGAAGAAGAUGAUAUCCACUACCUCAAAGGAUCACAAGAAGGAAGUGAAGCUGUACUGUGUCUGUAAAACGCCCUAUGACGAGGACAAGUUCUACAUUGGGUGCGACCUGUGCUCCAACUGGUUCCACGGUGCGUGUGUGGGCAUCACGGAGAAGGAGGCCAAGAAGAUGGAYGACUACGUCUGUAAUGGCUGCAAGCAGGGCCAGGACUCACAGGACUCAGAGGGCACCACGGAGGAGCUGUACUGCAUCUGCCGGACGCCAUAUGAUGAAACACAGUUUUACAUUGGCUGCGACCGUUGCCAGAAUUGGUACCACGGGCGCUGUGUGGGCAUUCUGCAGAGUGAGGCCACCCACAUAGACGAGUACGUGUGCCCGCAGUGUCAAUCCACGGAGGACGCCAUGACGGUCCUCACACCGUUAACCGACAAGGACUACGAGGGUUUAAGAAGAAUCCUGCGCUCCUUACAGGCUCACAAAAUGGCGUGGCCGUUCCUUGAACCAGUAGAUCCCAACGAUGCUCCUGAUUAUUAUGGYGUUAUAAAGGAACCGAUGGACCUCUCCACAAUGGAAGACAGAUUACAGAAACGGUAUUACAACAAGCUCACUGAGUUUGUGGCGGACAUGACCAAAGUCUUUGACAACUGCCGCUACUACAACCCCAACGACUCCCCCUUCUUUCAGUGUGCCGAAGUUCUGGAGUCAUUCUUUGUACAGAAGCUCAAAKGUUUCAAAGCUAGCAGGUCUCAUAACAACAAACUACAGACUUCGACCUCUUAGUAUAUACCACAUAUUUGAACAACAAAAAAAUGCACUCUGUGAGAAUUGGGAUAAAUUCUGAACAAUUAAUCCAUGUUGGGACCUGGCUCCUGUGCUUUGUGACCUCCACUCCCUCCUUCUGGCCCCACUACGCAGCCCCCAAAGGAAGACUCUCCCUGUAAGACCAGCAGCGCUGCUCCCACCGAACUGUCAGGUGGAGCUGCUGCCUGCCCACCUCUGCCACAUGGACAUUUUAAAAUGGAGGGUUUGAAUAAAGGCAUUUCUGAAAAAGGUUACCUUGAAGAAAAUACUUUCUUUGGAGAUCUCACGUUUCCUUGUUCGUUCUUCUUGAUUUGAUUCUUUGUUACCCCUCUAGCCAGUUGAAGAAAUUAAGAAAAGCUUACGCUUCCAUGGCCAUGCCCAUAACAAAAAAAAACAUUUGACGCCUGUUUGAACGUUGAAAAAUGUUGAGCUGAGUUGCACUCAGUGUAUCAGAUUGCACAGUGCACUUAUGUGUGUCUAUACCCUUUCAAUCACUUUAUUAGAGGUGGUGUGAAAGAUGCAUCUCAUUGGGAAGGACUUGCUUGAGUUUGGACCUACUAGCUUUCUGGACACUAACAGUUUGAGUUUCAGUCAAGCUAUGCUGAAAGGAAUAAAGUAUUUGGUACUAAUUGCCUGGCAGUAAUGACACUGCUAAGGAUAAAAACAACAUGUAUUUGAAGGUAUCCUGCCCUGUUUGUAAAACUUGUCAGAUUUUGAAUUUUUGUUUUUGUAUUACAGCUGAAGAGAUUGAUGUAUAUGAAACAUAAUAAAUGGAGAAGACUGAGCUCUCUUCCACUACUGAAA